GUCGGAGGCAAGUCUGUGUGUCUGUGUGUGAGCGAAAGAGUGUGUGUGGAAGCCUAUCCGCCAGGCAGUCGGCUCCUGCACUGAGGCACGGUGUGUUGCGCGGCUGAUCUCGCAUUGAAUGGACUAGAUUUUUCCCAGCCACGUAAGUACACACCACCGCCGGAAAGAAUGUCUUGCUGAAUCAAGGGAAAGGCCUGGGAAAGUCGGCCAUCCCUUAAUUCCAGCAGCUGAAACAGUCGACGACAGUUACUUCGGUUUUUAAAAUUAGUCGCAAAGGACAUCCACUUCCGAACACAACAAAGGGCUACGAAUUCUGGAUGGUUUUCUCUCCAUAUUUGGUCGAUGGCAAAUCCCGAAGCUCGCUGCAUUUGUGGAACGAACAAGGCCCAUCUGACACUGACCUGGUAGCUAUGAAGCAAUAGCAUUGCUUUUGCUAUCAAUAAUUAAUGUUGAUUUAAAUAUAGCCUACCGUAGCUUGCAACGUCGGUGCGAUUUUAACCGCGGUUACUUUGUAUGGUCUCAGUCUGCAAGCUAUUAGACGGAUACAUUGUUUCUAUUUUCUAAAACGUGUAAUGUAAUUAAAUUAAUCUGCGGGCUAGCUUUAUGCUAAAUCUUUAAUCUAGCAGUCCAGUCGUCAUUACAAAGAUGACAUUCGGUAGGUUUUGAGUGAUUAUUUUAUAGCAAAUCGGCAUUGCUGUCUCUAGCACUCUGGAAAAGCGUUUAUGCUCAAAUGCAGCACUAUCUCUUCUGCAAAGGGCUGCCGUGCGUUAUGGUGCAGUGAACAAUGAUAUUGUUUUAGUCCUACAGCUGGGUAGAUAAAGACCACAUAUUGCAAACAUUAUCUUAGAAUUGCAUCUUUCUUUGCAUGUAUUGCAUAUGAGCCCUCCAGCUGUACAGAUAAAGGUUGACAUAGCCUAGCCUACGUAUUACAGUGUAAUAGGUGCACUUGCAAGGAUAGCGCAAAACAUCAUCUAGAUUUAUAUUUUUUAAACGGCAGCUACAAAGUAUUGGGCCACAAAAACCAAUCUAUCGACUAACGUUUACAACCCAAAGAAGUGCUGCUACACAUCCCUGCCUUCGAAGAGAAGAAGACCCCGAUAGUUUGGAAGUAUUUCAGGGAAUCCUGAUGAACAUACAGAGAUCAAAUCCCAUCAACAUCUCGCGUUAUGGGAGAUCACGGCACAAAGCGACCGAUUUUGAGGAGUUAUCUUGCCUGAGGACUACAGAAUCCAGCCAGAGUUUCAGCCCCAACCUAGGAUCCCCUAGCCCCCCUGAAACACCAGAUUCCUCCCACUGUAUCUCCUGCAUCGGGAACUACCUGCUCCUCGAGCCCUUGGAGGGGGACCACGUUUUCAGGGCCGCCCACCUGCACACCGGGGAAGAGCUCGUAUGUAAGGUGGGUCCUCGAGCUAUAAGAGUUUUAUGGGCCCUUGGGUUGAUUGACGGUUGCAUUAGCAAUAGAGAGAAUGUAGCAGAUAUGGGCCUACAUUGUAGCGAACGUCAUGCAAAUUCCAAUCAUCUCGAGGAGAUCACACUAGCCUAACCAUAAAGCACCAUAUUUGGUCAAUCCACCAGGGUCAAGUUGCAAGUUGACUGUAGAAUAUAAUUAUAGCACUAUAAUAAACCUGAAUUUGCUCACAAUAAAGCCAUCUAUUUUAGAUAGACAUUAGUUACAUAUACAGUAGUUACAUGUUUAUAGCUGUAGGGCAGGCCUAUCUGGUUGCCUUUUAAAAUGCAAAUUACCCACGGACUGUCCAAUAGGGCAUGCACAACUAAACAAUGCACUGUAUAGAUAAAUACCCGGUGUUGCCGCGAAAUUUGUCUCCUGAUAUUUUAUGCAUGAAUUGGAAAUAGAGACGACCGAACGAGUAAUGGAAAAGUGAAUGAAGUGCAUAGCAGGCAGACAAGCAGGCUGCUCAGCUCGCGCGUGUCUCGAGAGCUAUGUGGGUCUGGUUGCAUGAUGUAACGUCGACAAAGGAGUGAAUAACCGCUCUCCCAAACUAAUAGCCCGUGUAGCACUACCCAGUCCUUUGUUCCUCAUUGUUUAAAAAUGAAUACGAGGUUUUCCUCAUUCUCCUGCUCAUGCAGCCUGGUCUCAUAUACUAGACGUAAUAUAGUAAACGUAAAUCCGGGACACUGAAUAUAGGAUGAUAUGUUAAGUUUGGUAUGAUUACAUAAGACAGAUGGUUACUUAAGGCAAAACUAAAGUAGGGUGGUUGGUCGGGCGUAUAACGCGAACGUCUAGCAACCCAAAGGUUGCGAGUUUGUAUCUCAUCAGUGACAACUUUAGCAUUUUAGCUAAUUAGCAACUUUGCAACUACUUACUACUUUUUAGAUACUUUGCAACUAAUUAGUAUGUAGCUAACUCUAACAUUAACCCUGUUAGCUAACCCUAAUGUUAGCCACCUAGCUAGAAUUUGUAACAUAUCAUAAGUUUAGCAAAUUCAUAACAUAUAGUACGAAUUGUAAUUCAUAACAUAUCAUACGAAACGGGUGAUGGAGAUCCACAAAUGAAUGCAUACCAUACGAAACGUAGCAUACAGUAUCAUACUAAAUGGAGUUGAACUAUUUACGUACAGAAUAAUACAAAAUGCUCUGAGACCAGGUUGGUGCAUAGCACAUGUGCUCAGGUUUUCAUUACUACCAAAAUGACCCACCAUAUCCCACAAGGUAAAUGGAUGUAUAAAAUAAUCAUGUUUCAGUUUUUCUAGUGCAAUAUGAAUAUAAUACAUUUCAUUGUAGUUAAAUCUCCAACUUUGCAUGUUGUUGUUUUUCUCAUAGCACACACAUCACCAGAGGGCCUAAAAGAUCCGAUAUGUGGUUGACUUAUUGGAUAGGACUUCAAUUUGUUCAUAGGGCAACCUUUUGGCCUUUGUGUCCACCACUGGACAGUACAGUAUUGACUUAACUCUAUAUUAUGAUUAUUGGCGCAUUGGAUACAUGUACCCUUGGGUACAUUCAAAUGAUUAACCCUAAACAGGGUCAUAAAAUUGGCCUGAUUAAUAGAACAAAUGUUAGGCUAAAAGCACACAGGCCCCAUAGGAGCACAGUCCUAGAAUAGGCUAAGGCCCUAAACUGUGUUCCAGUGGUAAGAGAACGGCCUUUGGCACUGUAACUGCCACUGCCAGCGAGCUAUAUUUAUACAUCUGACCUCCAUUUCUACUGAAUGUUGCCAAGCAACAUCAAAGAUCAAUUUGUAAUGUCAGAAUUGACAGUUUACUGCCUAGGUGUAUUAGUAGACCCCAGCUACAACUGUAGACCUUGAGAAGUACACACUCACUGCGGGGUGAGCCAGAGCCUACUGUUUUUAUCGACUUGUAGUCGAGAGGCUCGUUCACCUGGGCUUCACUUGCUGAAAGUCAAGGUGGAGAACUGAGGGAGAGGGGUUACUAUGGUAAACCGGGGCAGCCUGUAGCAUAUGCAGGAGGGUGACAGCGACAAUGUUACAGAAUGUUCACAUUCAGAUAGAAAUGUAUGCAUGCAGAAUAUGGAAUGGUCACCCUGCAGGUCUAUUACCUUUCUAUCUACAGCAGCAUUCUAAAUGUUGCACCCCAUGGAAUAAACCUUGGUCUGAAGGUUCUGGAGCACUGGGGGUGGAGGCAUAUUCAGUAAGGUGAAACAUUCAGAACUUGGAGAAAUAUAGAGCUUGCCCGGUUCUCUAUUCUACACGAUGAUAGGCAAUCACAUCUGCUCUAGUCUACACAAUGUGCUGAACAAUGACUAUCAACUCCAUUGGAUACUAAACUCCUUCCCCCUCCUUUCUCCCCACCCACCCCCUCUCCCUGCUCCCUCCCCCUCUCCAGGUGUUUGAGAUAGGCCGUUACCAGGAGUCCCUGGCGGCCUACUUCGCCCUGGGCAGACAUGAGCACAUCAACCAGGUGGUGGAGAUCCUGCUCGGGGAGCAGCGGGCCUAUGUCUUCUUCGAGAGGAGCCACGGAGACAUGCACUCCUUCGUCCGCACCUGCAAGAAGCUGCGCGAGGACGAGGCCGCCAGGCUCUUCCGUCAGAUAGCCUCGGCCGUGGCGCAUUGCCAUGAUAACGGCGUGGUCCUCCGGGACCUCAAGCUGAGGAAGUUUGUCUUUAGGAACGAGGACAGGUGAGAAAGGGGACGGGGUGGGGGAGGGCGAGGGGGGAUGAACGAGUCUCUCACCUUAUGCUCAUUGUAAAUUGAUAUGAAUGUAAAUAACCCUGCUCUUUACAUGAAGUUCCACCUUUUAUUAACACUGUAAUUACUACAGUAACAAUGUUGUCGUAACAUAAUAAUGAAGUUGAGCAGUUUCUAUUUAGAUCAGAGGUCGCCAUAUUGGAGGUAUGCAAUAUAACUAGGAGUACACACACAUGUAUGUGGCUUGGGGACAAGCAGGGUGACUCCUGGAUACAGUCUAGACCCCAGACCAGCUAGCUGAACUGCUGUUAAACUGGUGGACAGUGUAGCAGAGAUGCCAGGAGUUGCUUUGUCUGACAGAUGUUCAAUUACGUUGGGAUUUACCAUGUAAGGCUGUGGCACAGAGUAAUGAAUCGGUUCUACACCGACAUCAGCUAGUGCAGGCUGUAGUAUAUACUGACCCCUGGUGGUGGGCUGUCCACAUUUAUCAUUAUAGUGAUCCAGGAGAACAGUGAUAAAAACAUAUUCUAGUGCUGCUUUUUUAACUGACUGUCAAAGCAAGCAUGUGCUGUUCCUGGCACUGACUGGAUGCCCUCUAUCUGAAUGCCCCUGCCCAGACACACACUGAGCUCAAGUCAGCUUUGUGUUUUCUCCUCCAAUGGUUAAGGUUACAUUGGGCGAAGGGUAAGCUGAUCCUAGAUCUGUUCAGGACCUCAUUCUGCUCCAACCUGGCAGUGGAGUAGAUGCCCUUUAUCUAUGUGAAUGUAUGGCUGCGUCACCCUCUGGCUCUGCUCAUUGAAAAGGGAAGCUGAGCCGACUGCCACGCUCAUUUAAUAGCACUCUUAACAAACUUGGCUGCCAUGACAGGGCCAACCAGGUUGGGAUGUGACAGCUGAAUGAUUGAUGGGGGCAGAGCUUGGUUCAAGGGGGGUGAAGAGAGACACUGUGGGGUGGGGACUGGGGGUGCAUCUAAUUCUAAGUGUCUUCCUUCCUCUGCUCCUAUCCUUGUAUCCUCUCCUACAUUUGGACUGAACGGAAAAAACAAGCUAGCACGAGAUGAAAACAUUUUUUUUUUUUAAAUCGCAGCAGUACAGUGGCAGGCUACUGGGAAUCUGCUUUCGCCUAUCCAGCUCUUUCAAAUCAGUGCAGAUGAAGGAAAGGAGAUGAGGAGACUGGAGAGGAAGCCACUUCAGACUAUUCAGAGUCACCCUGGCCAAAAGCCAAGUCCCAGAGCUUUAGUGGCAGGCCAGAGAAGGGAGAUAGGGAGAGAGAGAGAUAGGUGACCCAGUAAGUUGAUAUGGCCACAGCAGUUACAGUAUUUGCAGUGUGUGGGAAACCUGCUUAUGUCAUCAUGGUUGAAUUGACCUCUCACUGUCCCCCAGGAAAGGUUAUAGGUCUAGAACCCAACCUACAAGCAUUGUCCUUAAUGUACCAGACAGUGACCUUUUAACCCAGCAACGUGUUUUAAUGUAUUUUUAACGUCUUUAUGGGGUCAUACUUAACAUGAGAUGCUAUGUCAGCAGUAGUAAGAAAUAUGUCAACCUCUCUAUUCUAUUGGCUACAUAGAGUGUUUGCUGGUAUGUAUGUUGUAGGUAGCUCUGUUAGUGACAUUUCUAAAUGGGCUGCUUAUAAAGGUUUUUAUCGGACCAAUUGAGGUAAUGCAUUGAUUGCAUACUCUCAACUACCUGAAAUCAAGCUCCUAGAACACAAUAAAUCUGAACAAGUGAAGCGGACGGUACAAAAUCCCACAAUUAACAUAAAGUCAAGCCUAAGCACAAAUCAGUGGAGGUGUGUGUUUGCGCACUUGUGCACAUGAGUGGGUGCGCGUGUCACAGACAAUAGGAAGACAUUUUCUGAAUAUGCAUUAGCCACUGCUGGCUGCAGCUCUGCUCUUCUCCUCCUUAAUUAACCUUUUACUGCAGUGGGCUAAAUCAGUGUCAAACAGAGUGUUUCUUGGUCAUCUUAAACAAAUCUACUUUGUAACAAAAGUAUACACCUCACACACAUCUCAGUGCUUGAGGCGUCACUACAGACCCCCUGGUUCGAUUCCAGGCUGUAUCACAACCGGCCGUGAUUGGGAGUCCCAUAGGGCGGCGCACAAUUGGCCCAGCGUCGUCCGGGUUUGGCCGGUGUAGGCCGUCAUUGUAAAUAAGAAUUUGUUCUUAACUGACUUUCCUAGUUAAAUAAAGGUUAAAUAAAAUAAAAUAUGGGCUUUAAAAAAAGGAGACACCUGUACCAUGUCAGAUAUAGAGUUGAAAUGUAUUCAAUUUUGAGUUUGCAUCCCAAUAUUACACUUUAUAUACAUCACAGAAGACAAAAUAAAGAAAUACCUGUUUGACAUAGAAACACUGGAUUUUCUGCGUUAAAAAAAUAUAUGUUUAUUAUGAAAUUAUGAAAAAUAUUAAUAAUAGGUCAUUUAACUGCAGGAAAGGGCUACAAUGGAUGAAGUGUUCAGUUCUCCCAGAAUAUGUGUGUGUGUCACUAAGAGCCCCUCCCACAUAAACAGAUGGAGACACUUUAGGUGGAGCCUCACAAGUGUCCCUUUCUCAUCUGUGUAUAGGGUCUGUAUACCGUGAGCCACUCCAGAGCCCUCAUCAGUCAUGGUGCCUCUGAACAACCCAUCAUUAUGAUCAGCAGCUCUCAGAGAAACAUGGCUGUGAAGGUCUGCUUUGAAAAGAGACAAGGCUUAAUGGGUCUCUUUUAAAAAAAAUACACUGAUGAUGAUAACCCUUUUGAGGCUUGAUUUCCGUUUUGAAACUCUUCUUACCGCAUGCUGACUCAAGGCCCCUGAACUGAAGUCGUCCAUAAUGGUGGUUCUUUGUUGGGCUGGAGUGGCCUAUUGAAUCAGCUGGGCUAUAAAUAGGCUGAUGCAUGCUGGGUGCGCUGCUCUUAUCUCUGUGAAUGGAAAUGUCAGAUGUAAGCCCCCGGCAUUAUGUGCUCUACGUAAUUUAAUGUCCAAAGCUAUGGAUCGAAAACAUGCGGAUGAUGUCCAUCACAGUGAAUUACAUUGUGCUCCCACUAGAAGAGGGCAACUGCCUACAGUGAUCAAGAACUGUGCGGCAGAAGCGUUUCUAUACUCACAAUGUACUUUUGAUUUUAUGGCCCAAUUACAUUUAAAUUAGAAAAUGCGUCAUUGUCCAUCGGUUAUAUAAAGGUCAGAUAUGAUUCUUAUCAGAAUGGAUUUUGUAUUCAUCCUCCUGUGGAAAGAGGACUCAGGGUAUUAAUAUUUGUUUGUUGUCUGUUCUUGUCUCCCUCCAGGAGCCUUGUGAAGCUGGAGAGCCUAGAAGACACUUACAUCCUGGAGGGUCAUGACGACUCUCUGUCAGACAAACAUGGCUGCCCUGCCUACGUCAGCCCCGAGAUCCUCAACGCCAGCGGCAGCUACUCGGGCAAGGCGGCCGACGUCUGGUCCCUGGGCGUCAUGCUCUACACCAUCCUGGUGGGCCGCUACCCCUUCCACGAUGUAGAACCCGGCUCCCUGUUCAGUAAGAUCCGCCGGGGCCACUUCAGCAUCCCAGAGACCCUGACGCCCAAGGCCAAGUGUCUGAUCCGGAGUAUCCUCCGCCGGGAGCCCGCAGAGCGCCUUACGUCCCGGGAGAUCCUGGAGCACCCCUGGUUCUUAUCCUCCGGGGCAGCAGGUGGUGCUGUGGUCCAGGGGAGAGGGGAGAGGGAGCAGGAGCAGACUGUGCCCGAGGUGAACAUGGAGGAGGAGCUGGAUCAGUUCUUCAGCUGAGCAGACAUGAAGCACAAAGGGAGGACUACGCCACAACGCGGAACAAAUGUGACACGCUCGGAAAGAGCCUAACGGUAGAUUAGUUGUUUAGCAGGUGAAACAUUGUCACUCACAGAAAAGGUGUUUCCAUCUUUUUUUCCUUUCCAUUCCAUGGAAAACCAACCUCGAGGCGGAGCCAAGUGGUGAAUGGCGUACAAACAUCACAGGGGCAGGACUUCUGUUAAGAGGAGUUUGCUGCCACUAGACAUGCAAGUCGCAAACAAUGUAGCAAACAUAAUUAUUUUUUUGGGGGGGGGUGCAUUUAAAAGUAGAUACAUACGACAUGUUGUGACGCUACAGAAAGCACGAAGGGACACAAGACCACAGCCAAGGAGAACAAGACACAUGUCAGUCAGUCAAACUGCUACUACACUCCUCUAUGAGUUUUCACAUGACCAGGUAUAAAUUGCCUGC
Molecule: messenger RNA, 8291 nt
Organism: Coregonus sp. 'balchen'
Lineage: Eukaryota; Metazoa; Chordata; Actinopteri; Salmoniformes; Salmonidae
Source: the annotation of a GenBank genome assembly